CUCAAAUGAAAAGUGAAAAACUUUGCAUAGUUGCAUAGCAUAUUUUCUCACCAAACAAUCAAACAAAACAAACCCAAAUGCUCGGCCACCGUCACCGCCGCCGUAACUAUAUUCCGUCUUCUCACUCGUCAGAAGAAGAAAGCAGUGAGCAGGAGGAAGAGGAAGAAGAAGAAGAGGAGGAAAUGAUGAAAUGCGUGUCGUGUAAAGAAGAAUACAAGUCAGAAGAUGCGGGAACUUGCAGGGAAUGUUACGAAGAAGCAAGUGAAACUGAAGAAGAAUUGAAACGUGAAAUUGAAGAACUUAAAUCCAAAGUCAAUUUCCUUAGGUUUUGGGGCUCACCUAAUCAUAAUAAUUAUAAUAAUAAUAGAUCUGCACCAGUAUUCACCGACGUCGUUUUGGUCGCUGUUGAUGCUGAUUCCGGUAAACCCGUUGCUAAUUCUGUUCCGGUCCCUGCUAAUAAGUCUGUUUUGGCAAGCCGUUCACCAGUGUUCAGAGCCAUGCUUGAAACUGAAAUGGAAGAAAGCCUAAGUGGCACCAUCAAACUUAGUGAUGUAUCAUACGAUGCCCUUCGUGCCUUUGUCAACUAUUUAUAUACAGCUGAAGCAUUUCUUGAUGAUGAAAUGGCUUGCAAUCUGUUAAUUUUAGCUGAUAAAUAUGAAGUGAGGCAUUUAAAGACUUACUGUGAGAAGUUCUUGAUUUCAAAGCUCAAUUGGGAAAGUUCACUUAUAAGCUAUUCAUUUGCGCAUCAGCAUAAUGCAAAAAGCUUGCUUGAUGCUGCAUUAUCAUUAAUUUUGGACAAUAUGGAUAAGCUAAGUAAGCGUGAAGAAUAUCAAGAGCUUGUAGAGAAAGAUCCUCGACUUCUUGUGGAAAUUUAUGAAGCUUACUUGUCUAAACAAGUUAACACUGCCGCUGCUUCUAGCCAUGAUGUUAAGGUAAUUAAAAGCCGAGAAUUGAAAUCACCAUAGCUAAUUGUCUUCAUCAAGAUUGUUAAAUAUACACAAAAGUAGGGGGUCAAACUGUGAAUGGCAUGUGUGACUUGAGAAUUACUAGAGUCUAGUCUACAAUAUAGUGGGUCCAAACAGACUUGUUGACUUGCUUCUAUGUUAUCCGUGUAUUACUCAGAUCUCUUGUAGAGCAAGUUUUGGGAAAACUAAAUGUAGGAACUUGUCAAACAAGUUGUGUUUGUGAAUUUUGUUACCUUUUCUUUUCUCUACUA
Erigeron canadensis is the source of this 1216-nucleotide messenger RNA. RefSeq names its product BTB/POZ domain-containing protein At4g08455-like. NCBI's taxonomy places the organism in Eukaryota, Viridiplantae, Streptophyta, Magnoliopsida, Asterales, Asteraceae. Bases 78 to 965 code for a protein of 295 amino acids. Gene Ontology annotation, biological process: regulation of proteolysis; proteasome-mediated ubiquitin-dependent protein catabolic process. The transcript is spliced from 2 exons. Gene Ontology annotation, cellular component: cytoplasm. The record is from RefSeq and is a predicted model, not a curated record. Gene Ontology annotation, molecular function: ubiquitin protein ligase binding.